Messenger RNA from Oncorhynchus masou masou (cherry salmon), 9514 nucleotides. RefSeq names its product nebulin-like. The coding region runs from base 1206 to 9404 and encodes 2732 amino acids. Gene Ontology annotation, biological process: cardiac muscle thin filament assembly. Gene Ontology annotation, cellular component: Z disc. The record is from RefSeq and is a predicted model, not a curated record. The transcript is spliced from 73 exons. Gene Ontology annotation, molecular function: actin filament binding. NCBI's taxonomy places the organism in Eukaryota, Metazoa, Chordata, Actinopteri, Salmoniformes, Salmonidae.
UGUGUGUGUGUGUGUGUGUGUGUGUGCGCGAGCGAAGUGGUGCGUGAAAGCUGGACGAGUGUGUGAAUCAGAGGGUGCAUUUUGGUCACUGAGCGAAAUCAUGGGUUUGCACAACACACAAACACACACACUCAACAUACAUACAGUAUGCUCCUCUCUCUCUUUCUUCUCUUAUCUGGUCCUAUCAACUCAUAAUCUCUCUUCUGUAUCACAGACUGACUACAUUGAAAUAAUACACAUACCGAAUGUCUACCUUUCCAUAAUGACACCCACACAUGCACACACUACAGUACUGGUAAGUGCACGAGGGGCUUUCACACGGCCAGCCUCAGUUUAUGUAGAUGACAUAUAACAGUUAAGCGGUGCCGGUGAACAUCCCUGUCCCAACCCCUCGACUCAAGAGUAUGCUGAGACCAAAUGUGCUGCCAAACGAAUUCAACACUCCUAUCAGGUGAGAAAUCUACCUCGGGUGCAUCUGAAUAGUCUAAUUUGGCUUCCUCUCCUCUCCUCGUUUCCUUUAUCUGCUACAUAAGACAGUGUGGGUGAAUCCACAUGGGGGAUUCCUACUAGGGAGGUCCUGCAGUCAAGUGUUUUCACAUCAGUUCAAGGGAAAGGAGACAAGGAAAGGACACUGCUUUAGACUGAUGACAUUGUCUUGAGUCCCCUUUAAAUACAACACACUAGGGGCUCUAUUCAGUCCUUGGCGCUGAAGAUCCACUUCAUAGCACGAUUAACGGUUAAAGGUAAUGUUCCCACCAUCGCUGAGACUUCACUCAUGGUAAACGCUGCAUAUGUCAGAAAUUACCUUUACAUUUUAAUGCAGGUCUUCCGAGAUACUAAAGUGAUACGGAUUGAAUCCAGACCUUCCACAUACUGUAUGUUAUGUGUCUAACUAAUUCCAUGGCGGGCCGAGUGUCUCCGGGUUUUCGCUCCUCCCUUGUACUAUAUUGAUGAAAUAAGGUCACUGAUCAGUUAGGAACUCCCCACACCUGGUUGUCUAGGUCUUAAUUGGACACACUGAAAGGAGAAACCAAAAACCAGCAGACACUCAGCCCUCCAUGGAAUGAGUUUGUCACCCCUGUUGUAUGUGCUCUCACCAUAUCUGAUUUUAGUGCCCACAGGUCCUCCAGGGGGAGGAUAGGGUUACGGGCGCCAUCGUCCCAGAUGUUGCACAUUAACCCACUGCUGAUCCAGAAGUCACCUAGAUGGAAGAAACGUCAGAGGAAACGGGCAGCUUGAUGGAAGAAACGUCAGGAAAAGCUCUCACCUCGAUGGAAGGAACAUUGGUGGAAACGGUCACCUUGAUGGAAGGAACGUCGGAGGAAACGGUCACCUUGAUGGAAGGAACGUCGGAGGAAACGGUCACCUUGAUGGAAGGAAUGUCAGAGGAAACAGUCACCUUGAUGGAAGGAAUGUCAGAGGAAACGGUCACCUUGAUGGAAGGAAUGUCAGAGGAAACGGUCACCUUGAUGGAAGGAAUGUCAGAGGAAACGGUCACCUUGAUGGAAGAAAUGUCAGAGGAAACCGUGUCGGGAGAAGCAGUGGUGGUCAAGCGUGCUACAGGACGAGUCACCUGGAUGGAAGAACCAUCAGAGGAAACGGUGCUGGGAGAAGCAGCGGUGGACGAGCAUGGCACAGAAGGGGCAGUCGAGGCCUCGACUGCUAAGCCCGUCUUGCGCAGACCCAGUGUGCAUGUCGCCAGGAGGUGCAGUGUUCUAGCAAGUGACGCCUCGGCUGCUAAGCCCGUCUUGCCCGAACCCGGUUUUGCAAGGAGAUGCAGUGUUCUGGCAAGUGACGUGAAAUACAAGGAGGGCUAUGAGAAAUCCAAGGCCCAGAACCUUUUCAUCCCCGAUGUAGAGUUUCAGCAUUCUAAGAACAUCAACGCUUUCAUCUCUGAGACCAAGUACAAGGAGGAAGGAAAGUUGGAAACAGCAAUGUGUCUCUACUCAGUGCUUCCAGAAACAAUGGCGACCCAACACGCCAGAGAGGCCUCCGAGCUACAGAGUGAGAUCAAGUACAAAGGGAAUGUGAAGACGGAGAUAUCCACUUCUCUCUACUCACUGCUCCCGGAGACCCUUGAGACUCAGUUUGCGAAGGAGCAUUCGGACAUGCUGAGUGAGAGCAAGUACAGAGAGGAGGGGAAAAGGGAGAUUUCCAGCAGCCUGUACUCGCUGCUUCCAGACACCACUGAGAUGCAGCUCUCUAAAACAGUGAAAGAGUUCCAGAGUGAGAACAAGUACAGGGAGGCAGGGAAGAGAAGGCUGUCUACUUCCAUGUAUUCCCUGCUACCAGAGACCAUGGAGAUUCAACACGCCAAAGAGGCUUCUCUGCUACAGAGUGAGAUGAAAUACAAAGAGUUAAGCAAAGGUACUCUGUCCUCCCUCUACUCUCUACUCCCAGAGACCACAGAGAUCCAGUUUGCCAGAGAAAUGACAGAGAUGCAGAGCGAGAACAAAUACAAAGAAAGUGGCAAAAGGAAUUCCUCCAGUUGCAUUUACUCUCAACUAGCAGAGACCCCUGAGACCCAUUUUGCUAAAGCUGUGUCAGAACUCCAGAGUGAGCUAAAGUACAGGGAAGUACUGAAAAAGGACACCUCCCCCAGUUUUUAUUCUACGCUGCCCGAAACAAUUGAGACUAAUUUUGCGAAACGACAAUCAGCAAUGCGAAGUGAGAAAAAGUAUAAAGAGGACAGGAAGGAGAACUCCUUUAGCCUCUACUCUCUGCUCCCGGAGACUCCAGAGACCCAGUUUGCAAAAGAGGUCUCCAACUUACAGAGUGAGCUCAAGUAUACAGAGGGGGGGAAGCAGAAGAUCUCGACAAGCCUGUAUUCUCUGCUUCCCGAGACCACAGAGACCCAGUUGGCCAAGCAGAUGUCUGAAAUGCAGAGCGAGGCCAAGUACAAGGAAGUGGGCAAGAGGGAGGUGGUCACUUCUUUGUACUCUCUACUCCCUGAGACCAAGGACAUCCAGCACGCCAAAGAAGCGUCCCUGUUACGGAGUGAGAUCAAGUACAAAGAGAGUGGAAAGAAGGACAACUCAACCUCUCUCUACUCUCUACUCCCAGAGACCACAGAGAUACAGUUUGCCAGAGAAAUGACAGAGAUGCAGAGCAAGAAUAAAUACAAAGAAGAAGGGAAAAGGCGUAUCUCCACGAGUGUGUACUCUCAGCUUCCAGAAACCACCGAGACACAGUUUGCGAAAGCUGUAUCUGAACUUCAGAGUGAGAUGAAGUACAAAGAAGCAGGGAGGAAGGGUGUUUCUAGUUCUCUCUACUCCACCUUACCAGAAACAAUGGAGACCCAGCAUGCCAAAGAGGCUUCCCAGCUACAGAGUGAGCUAAAGUACAAGGAAGGACUGAAAAAGGACACCUCCCCCAGUUUUUAUUCUACGCUGCCCGAAACAAUUGAGACAAAUUUUGCGAAACGACAAUCAGCAAUGCGGAGCCAGAUCAAGUAUAAAGAAGAUACUGAGGAGAACUCUAUCAACCUCUACUCUCUGCUCCCCGAGACAGCAGAGACACAGUUUGCAAAGCAGAUGUCUGAAAUGCAGAGCGAGACAAAAUACAAAGAAGCAGGGAAGAAAGAGGCCUCCACUUCUCUCUACUCCACCUUACCAGAGACUUUGGAGACCCAGCACGCCAAAGAGGCUUCCCAGCUACAGAGUGAGCUCAAAUACAAAGGUGAGAAAGUCUUCUCUGGUUCGGCUUACUCUCAACUCCCUGAGACGAUGGAGACAGAGAGAGCACGGGAGCUCACUGAGAUGCAGAGCGAGAUCAAGUACAAAGAGAGUGGAAAGAAGGACAACUCAACCUCUCUCUACUCUCUACUCCCAGAGACCACAGAGAUACAGUUUGCCAGAGAAAUGACAGAGAUGCAGAGCAAGAAUAAAUACAAAGAAGAAGGGAAAAGGCGUAUCUCCACGAGUGUGUACUCUCAGCUUCCAGAAACCACCGAGACACAGUUUGCGAAAGCUGUAUCUGAACUUCAGAGUGAGAUGAAGUACAAAGAAACAGGGAGGAAGGGAGUUUCUAGUUCUCUCUACUCCACCUUACCAGAAACAAUGGAGACCCAGCAUGCCAAAGAGGCUUCCCAGCUACAGAGUGAGCUAAAGUACAAGGAAGGACUGAAAAAGGACACCUCCCCCAGUUUUUAUUCUACGCUGCCCGAAACAAUUGAGACAAAUUUUGCGAAACGACAAUCAGCAAUGCAGAGCCAGAUCAAGUAUAAAGAAGAUACUGAGGAGAACUCUAUCAACCUCUACUCUCUGCUCCCCGAGACAGCAGAGACACAGUUUGCAAAGCAGAUGUCUGAAAUGCAGAGCGAGACAAAAUACAAAGAAGCAGGGAAGAAAGAGGCCUCCUCUUCUCUCUACUCCACCUUACCAGAGACUUUGGAGACCCAGCACGCCAAAGAGGCUUCCCAGCUACAGAGUGAGCUCAAAUACAAAGGUGAGAAAGUCUUCUCUGGUUCGGCUUACUCUCAACUCCCUGAGACGAUGGAGACAGAGAGAGCACGGGAGCUCACAGAGAUGCAGAGCGAGAUCAAGUACAAAGAGAGUGGAAAGAAAGACAACUCAACCUCCCUCUACUCUCUACUCCCAGAGACCACAGAGACACAGUUUGCCAGAGAAAUGACAGAGAUGCAGAGCAAGAAUAAAUACAAAGAAGAAGGAAAAAGGCGUAUCUCCACGAGUGUGUACUCUCAGCUUCCAGAAACCACCGAGACACAGUUUGCGAAAGCUGUAUCUGAACUUCAGAGUGAGAUGAAGUACAAAGAAGCAGGGAGGAAGGGAGUUUCUAGUUCUCUCUACUCCACCUUACCAGAAACAAUGGAGACCCAGCAUGCCAAAGAGGCUUCCCAGCUACAGAGUGAGCUAAAGUACAAGGAAGGACUGAAAAAGGACACCUCCCCCAGUUUUUAUUCUACACUGCCCGAAACAAUUGAGACAAAUUUUGCGAAACGACAAUCAGCAAUGCAAAGUGAGAUCAAGUAUAAAGAAGAUACUGAGGAGAACUCUAUCAACCUCUACUCUCUGCUCCCCGAGACAGCAGAGACACAGUUUGCAAAGCAGAUGUCUGAAAUGCAGAGCGAGACAAAAUACAAAGAAGCAGGGAAGAAAGAGGCCUCCACUUCUCUCUACUCCACCUUACCAGAGACUUUGGAGACCCAGCACGCCAAAGAGGCUUCCCAGCUACAGAGUGAGCUGAAAUACAAAGGUGAGAAAGUCUUCUCUGGUUCAGCUUACUCUCAACUCCCUGAGACGAUGGAGACAGAGAGAGCACGGGAGCUCACAGAGAUGCAGAGCGAGCUCAAGUACAAACAGAGUGGGAAGAAGGGUAUGUCCCAAAGCGUCUAUUCCGUACUAGCAGAUACCAUGGAGACCCAAUUUGUCAAAAAUGUUUCUGAACUGCAAAGUCAGACUAAGUACAAGAAGGCAGGGAAGAAUAAGGCAAAGUCUCUCUACUCUGUGUUGCCAGAGACUCUGGAGAUCCAACAUGCCAAGCAGGUCUCCCAGCUUCAGAGCCAGCUCAAAUACAAGGAUGCCGGGAAAAGGGAGAUGUCCAGUUCUCUUUACUCUGUUCUCCCCGAGACGGCAGAGACGCAUUUAGCCAAAGAGCACUCUGAAAUGCUGAGCGAGGUGAAGUAUAAAAAGGAGGGUAAAGAAGGCAUUUCCUCAAGCCUUUAUUCUCUACUCCCGGAAACAGCAGACACUCAGUUUGCCAAACAGAUGUCAGAAAUACAGAGUGAGUUAAAGUACAAAAGAUACAUCGAGGAACUGCCCGAUACCUUGUACGCACUACUGCCUGAAACCAUGGAGACCAAGUUCGCAAAAGAAAUGACUCAAGAAAUGUCUCAGGCCAAGUACAAGGAGGCAGGCAAGCUGCAGGCCUCCACUUCUCUCUACUCCACCUUACCAGAGACUUUGGAGACCCAGCACGCCAAAGAGGCCUCCCAGCUACAGAGCAAGAAUAACUAUAAAGAGGGAGGCAAAAAGGACAUGUCAACUUCCUUGUAUUCUCAACUUCCUGACACAAUAGAGAUCCAGUUUGCCCGAGAGCUUACAGAGCUCCAGAGUGAGAACAAGUAUAAAGAAGAUGGGAAAAGGAGUCUUUCGACAAGCGUUUAUUCUCAACUAGCAGAGACCAAGGAGACGAAGUUCUUGAAAGCCGUUUCCCAACUCCAGAGUGAAAAAAAGUAUAGAGAGGCAGUAAAGAAGCAAAUAUCUCUCUACUCCACCUUACCAGAGACUUUGGAGACCCAGCACGCCAAAGAGGCUUCUCUGCUACAGAGUGAGCUGAAAUACAAGCAAGGUGGCAAAAAGGGGUCCUCCAGUUCUCUGUACUCCCUGCUUCAAGAAACGACAGAGACCCAACUAGCCAAAGAGCACCGUGAUAUUUAUAGUGAGGUGAAAUACAAAGAGGAUGGUAAACAGAAGCUUUCCAACAGUCUGUAUUCCUUGCUGCCAGAAACAGCGGACACACAAUUUGCCAAGCAGCAAUCAGAAUUCCGAAGUGAGCAAAAUUACAAAAGUGACACCCAGGAACUGUCCAAUUGCUUGUACGCACUACUGCCUGAAACCAUGGGGACCAAGUUCGCUAAAGAAAUGUCUCAAGAAAUGUCUCAGUCUAAAUACAAGGAGGCAGGGAAGAAAGAGGCCUCCACUUCUCUCUACUCCACCUUACCAGAGACUUUGGAGACCCAGCACGCCAAAGAGGCUUCCCAGCUACAGAGUGAGAACAAGUACAAGGAGAAUGUGAAACUGACCCAGUCCGGUAGUCUGUACUCUCAGCUCCCCCAGACUACAGAGACCCAGUUUGCUGCCAAAGUCUCUGACCUACAGAGCGAGAACAAGUACAAAGAGGAAGGUAAGAAGAGUAUCUCUACCUGCAUUUACUCUCAACUACCAGAGACCAAACAGACCCAGUUUGUGAAGGCUGUGACCGAACUACAGAGUGAGACUAAAUAUAAGGAAGCAGGGAAGAAAGAGGCCUCCAGUUGUCUCUACGCCCUGUUACCAGAGACUAUGGAGACCCAGCACGCAAAAGUGGCUUCUCUGUUACAGAGUGAGAAUAAGUACAAAGAAGGUGGUAAAAAGGAGAGUUUGACCUGCCUGUACUCUCAGCUUCCAGAAACCACUGAGAUUCAGUUUGCUAAAACAGUGACAGAACUGCAGAGUGAGAAUAAAUACAAACAGAAAGGGAAACAGGAGAUAUCCAGCAGCAUUUUCUCCCAGCUGCCGGGGACAAAGGAGAUAGAGUUUGCCAAACAGAUUUCAGAAAUGCAGAGCGAGCAAAAUUACAAAAGUGACACCCAGGAACAUUCCAAUUGCUUGUAUGCACUACUGCCUGAAACCAUGGAGACUAAGUUUGCUAAAGAAAUGUCUCAAGAGAUGUCUCAGAGGAAAUACAAAGAAGCUGGGAAAAAGGAGAUGGGCAACUCUCUGUACUCCCUCAUGCCCCAGACCAGUGAGAUCCAGCAUGCCAAAGAGCUCUCCCAGCUCUACAGCCAGAAAAGCUACAAAGAAGAGGGUAGGAAGGACACAGGCCACAGUCUGUACUCACAGAUGCCCCAGACCAUUGAGACUGCAUUUGCUAAAGAAGUGGCGAAGCACCAGAGUGAUAAACUGUACAAGGAGAAGUACAAUGCGGAGAAAGGCCAGUCCACUUACACCACCAUGGAGACCUUACCAGAGGUCUCCCACGCUAUGGAAGUGAACAAACAGCAGAGCGAAGUCAACUACAGGACAGGAAAACAGGAACACCACAAUUUCACCACGUUGGCGGACAGACCUGAUAUCCUGAACGCCAAACAGGCCACUGAACUGGCCAGCGACGUGUCCUAUAGGAGUAAAACUAAGCAUGAAAUCUACAAUGAUGUCCUGGGAAGAUCUGAUAUCGAGCAUGCCAAAGUGGCCUCCAAACUUGCUAGCCUGGUGCACUACAAGGAGAAGUUUGAGAAGGAGUUCAAGGGUCAGAAGCCCCAGUACAACCCCAGCAACUGUGUGUCCUUCAAACACACACAGGCUGCCCACGCUCUCACCAGCCAGGUGAAGUAUAAGAUCAACCAGAACCAGGUGAUCGAGGGAUCCAUGGACCUGCCCAACCUACUACAGCUGAAACACGCUCUACACGCCAGCAAGCUGCAGAGCAACAUAGAGUACAAGAAGAAGUACGAGCAGUCUAAGGGACACUACCAUAUAGCACUGGACACAGCAGAACAGCUCCACCACAGGGAGAAUGCGGUACUGCACAGCCAGGUGAAAUACAAGGAAGAGUAUGAGAGAAACAAAGGCAAGUCCCAGAUGGAGUUUGUGGACACACAGUCUUACAGAGUGUCCAAGGAGGCUCAGAAAAUGCAAAGCGAGAGAGAGUACAGGAAGGAAUAUGAUGACCACAUCCGGGGCAAGGCCCUAGUGGAUGUUGACCUGACCCCUGGAUACCUGACUGCCCGCCACGCCAGCAACGUCCUGAGUGAGAAGGAGUACAGGAGGGAAGGACUGGAGGUGAAGGGGAGGGGGCUCUCAGGGCUGGGAUUGGAGGACACACCAGAACUGAUACGGGCUAAAAACGCCAGCCACAUCCUCAAUGAGAAAGAGUACCGCAAGGACCUGGAGAAUGACAUCAUGGGUAAAGGCAUGGAGAUCAGUGGUGACGUGUUGGAGAUGCAGAGGGCCAAGAAGGCCACAGAGUUAACCAGCCAGGCCUUCUACAAGCAGACAGCCCAGCUGAGGGAGAGCUCGUACGGUACGGUGACGGACACACCAGAACUACUGCACGCCGCCUACAUGAAAGAUGUCUACAGUCAGAAGAAGUACAAGGAUGAAGCAGAGAAGCUGAAGGGUUCGUAUGGGUUCGACACACCCGAGAUGGAGAGAGUGAAGAACAACCAGAGAAACAUCAGCUCAUGUCGGUACGCUUGGGACUCAAAGCUGCACAGAAGCCUGAUGUCUUCUGUCACCGACACGCCAGAAAUCAUCCUCGCCAGAGAGAACACAAAGAAAAUCAGUGAUGUGAAAUACAGAGAGGGGGUGGGGAGCGGGACGGCAGUCAUGGAAACCCUUGACACGGAGAGGGUCCGCAGAAACCAGGAGAACAUCAGCUCGGUGAAGUAUAAAAAGCAGCUGCAGGCCACCAGUGUGGGAGUCACCCCAGAGUUGGAGAGAGUCCGUCAGAACCAGGAGAACAUCAGCUCGGUGAAGUACCAGCGCGGGAUGAAAGAGAUGAAGGGCCGGUCCUGCAACGAGUUGGACACGCCCGAACUGAGGCGUGUCAGGAAGUCCCAGAACGAUAUCUCCAUGGUAGAGCUCAGGUUACCAUGGCGGUUGCGUAGACCAUGGAGCGAGUUAAUUAACACGUGUCAAGCACACUGCGGGUGGGACUGCUGCACUUUUAACCCACAGAGCUAAAGAGUUAACAGCAUGGCUGUUACCAUUCAUGAUGGAGCCCUAAUGAGCGUGUGUUUGUGAGCGUGUCUGUGAGUGUGUGUUUUACUAAUAAAAAUAUUUUUACAUGGUUA